Phycomyces blakesleeanus NRRL 1555(-) is the source of this 525-nucleotide messenger RNA. RefSeq lists its product as hypothetical. The record is from RefSeq and is a predicted model, not a curated record. Lineage: Eukaryota; Fungi; Mucoromycota; Mucoromycetes; Mucorales; Phycomycetaceae. Bases 43 to 429 code for a protein of 128 amino acids. The transcript has 3 exons.
UUUCUUUAUAUAUAUAUAUAUAUUUAUAUUCAAAUCUUCAUCAUGUCUGACGAUAGCCUUUCUGCACUUUCCCAAAAAUACCAGCAGCUCAAGACUGAGGGAAGCGAUUCCAAUGAUAAUAAAUACAAGGUUAUGAAGGCCAUGGCUGAUCAGUUGGGAUUACCUGGUACUCCUGCGGCUGAUAUCCUUUCACACUUUGGAAAGCCUGAUGAAUUGACACCUAGUCUUCAACAACAAGGCCAAGCUCACAUUGCAACCAUGCCCGGACCUGCAUUUGAUGCUGCUACUGCUAGUGCUCUUGGGGGUAAUCAAUCCAAUUCCUCAUACUACUUGGUGUAUUAUCUGAAGAGCAAGAACGAGUACUUAUACUUCAAGGUUGAUUCUGCAAAAGAGACCGUGAUUACUUCAGACUGGAAUCUCGGUCAAUAAAUACACAUACAUACAUACAUACAUUUAUGUAUACAUUGUGUACGUCACCAUGUUUUUGUCUUUUACUUUGUUUGUAAAUAAAUGAAAUAAUAAUCC